GCGUUUCCACGUUUCAGCAACCGGUUACACAGCGGUGGAUAGCGAGGCAAGCGGAUGCUGAUAGAGGAGUCACAUUUAAUCCCAAACCCGGUGUCUCUGACUUACUGCCAAACGCUGACUGACAGGUCCUCUCACCCGUGUCCCCUCCACGGCCUCAUUUCCCACGCUGAUAAAACAGCAAACGACUUGAAGUCACAAAAGUAAACCAGAACCCGCUGAGACCGACGGAGUGGACUCCUUCCUGCGGCGCGUCCGUCCUCUCUUAGGCCAAAAUCACGUUUCCUCAGAGCUGCGUUACAGAGAGGAGAUAAUCUUCCCGCACACUCCCGCAUCUCUCCCUGUCUGUAGCCAACUCCUUUUGCUGCGCCCGAGAUCAUGGCGGAGUACAGCUCUCUGCUCAGCGACCUUUCUGAAAACAUCACCAAUGAGGACUUGGAGCAGCUCAAGUCAGCCUGCAAGGAGGACAUUCCUGAAGACCAGAGCAACAACAUCACUUCCUCAAAGGAGUGGUUUAGUUACCUGGAGAAGAACGACAAGCUGUCCCAAGAUAACCUGUCCUACAUUGAGCACAUCUUUGAGAUUUCGCGGCGACCGGAUCUGCUGACGAGGGUGAUCGAAUACCGCACCACCGUGCUCAAGAUCUCUGAGGAUGAUGAGAUCGACACCAAGCUCACACGCAUCCCUUCGGCCAAGAAGUACAAAGACAUCAUCCGCCAGCCCUCUGAAGAUGAGAUCAUCAAGUUGGCCCCUCCCCCCAAGAAAGUGUGAGGUUGCAACCUGCCACCUUGAUCUUUGCACCUUGAAUUCUUAACUCCUGGCACACCAAUCAACCAACCUACUGUUUCUGACCAACCCCAUCACUCUUCAACCUGACCCUCUCACACCCACUGCGCACACACACACACACACACACACACACACACACACACACACACACACACACGUAUACAUAUAUACACGCACAUUCAGCCACAGCCCCCUUUCCUCACAUUAACACAUGCAAUGACACAGAACCAUGCAGGUAGCCGCCUACGAAGUAACCAAUCAGAUCGUAGCGAUGCAGCCACUUCCUAAACAGACAAGUUGGAAAGCUGCAGGGAAAAGGCAUUAGAAGAAGGGAUCUGGAGACUGGUCGACAGUGUGUGUGUGUGUGUGCGCACGUGGGGAGGGGUGGGGGAGAGAGCCAAAGUUUACCAUCAAUUCAAAUGCUGAGUGGGUCAAUUCAGAAUGAGUUUCAUCUGUAAACACUGUUCAAUCUGUGAUGCUGUCUGUGCAUGUGUGUGUGUCUGUCAGUCAAGGUUAAAACAAAGACUACACCCACCUGUGCAGAAUUCGAACUUAUAAAACCUGCCUUCAAAACUUAACUGUGUCAGAAAUUCUGAAAACCGUCAGAAAGGUGAAAGAUAAACGGUUAAUCUGUGUAAACAUUGUGUGUACACUGUAUGACUAACAAUUCAGCAGUGCUUUUUAAAUUCAUCAAUGUGCAGAAUAGACUAAAAUGUGAAAACUGACAGACUAAAAAUACUAUCUAGAGAUGAGAUGAAACUAAAAUGUAACUGGCUUGAUCAGAAACAAAACUGAACUAAAGUCGGUAAUUAGUAAAAAGGAGCAAACGAAAUCUCACACAUGAUUGUGAUUCAUUUCUAUGACAGUGCUUGAUUUAGUGUGUAGCUCCAUAUUUGUUUAGGCGUGUUUGAAAUGUGAAAUGAGUAUGUUGACAUUUUGGGAAAUAGGCUUAUUUGCUGAUACCACACUCGCAUCUGUUGUUUGAAUACGAAGCUGCAGCUAGCAGUAGUUUAGCUUUAGCAUAAAGAUGGAAAAGAGAGGGAAACGUCUAGCCUAGUGUAGCAUGUUAUUUGCUACUCUUUGUUGUUUUAAACUGUUUACAUUAAUGAGACUUAUUGUGUGAGUUAGAUUUAGAGGAGCUGGUUGGCACAUUUUGUUACCUUUGGACAGAGCCAAGAUAGCCAGGGUUUCCAGUUUUCAUGAUAAGUUAGGCCUCUUCUGGAGGUUGCUUUAUAUUUAUAGUACAAACAUGAGUGAUAUCAAAAAGCAAAUAAGUGUAUUUUCCCCUUAUACUGUAGUUCAUCAAAAACAAAUAGCAUAACUGAGUUACCUGUUGCCAUGAAGUGGCUGUAUUUGAAACAAAACUUUAGGUCAAAAUGACGGGAUGCUCACUAUUCCUCAGCUGGAGGCUCUGUAAACAUUCCCUUUACUCUUAAACAGAUAAUUAUAUCAUGUUUCAACCACAAUAAAAUCUAAUAUUUUAGCAGAAGCUAUUUAAAGUAGACAUUCUUAAGAAAAGCCAAUAUUUGCCUUUAUCUUAUAGACAGUUAUUUUCAGAAGCUAUUUAGAUGGAUUAGAUGAGUUAUUUCUAUACUAUGGAUGUUCUGUCUCCAUAGGUUUUCUUUUCUUCAAGGGGACCAGUUAGUGUGAAAGUCUGUUGUAUGAGCUUGGUUGGAGAUGUAAAUAUACAAAUAAUAUAUUACAGGAAAAUAAAGCAGAAAUAAUAUAUGACCUGCAGUGUGUGUGUCCUAUAGAGGACACGGUUUCCCACAGUAAAUUUCACUAUUUCUUGUUUUGCGACUAAAGACUUUCACUCUAAUUUUGUCUGAUUUGAACAAACUGAAAUGAAAAACGUGUGAGUGCUAAAGCGCAUCUACUUCGGGCUACAAUGGAGAAUAUAAAAGUACAUUUUGAGAGGAUAUUGCAUAAUUACAGUAUAAACAUGUUGCAUGGUGCAUAAAGAGAAACCAAGCUUUCUCUUACUAGUUUGUUGCCAUUUCAUGUGUUGUACAGAAAAUAACUGAUGAGUAUGUAAUUUUCUCUUUGAAAGAAAGAUGAAUUAUGGCAUCUGGAAAUAAAAAAAGUCCAAGGAGAAAGAGAAUAUCGGAAAGAAAACAUGGCAUGCGAUAACAAACCAUGUCCUUUAAUAAAGUGUACAUUCAGUAAAGUUAAGGAUUCUAAAUCACACAGUGGCUCAUAACCUUCUGACUAUGCCAUUCUCUCCAUGCACCUAAUCGCUAGCAAGACUGUUGAAACUAAACUCUUUAAACACUGUGUCUCUUUUUUUCCCCUGCAACAAAGCCUUAGCAGACUUUGUGUUUACCCCAGAAUUUUUCAGAACUGUGAGAGGCUGUGUGUGAAGCAGAGACAGAUGCCGGCACACGCGUCAAGUUAAUCAAAACAACUCUCACUUUUAAAGAGAGUGAUGCUACUUGUAUUCUGAAAUUUGCUAAGGACUUCCGUGUUGGUGUUUGUGGGUCUGUUUCUGCCCGUCUUUGUUGUUCUGUUGGAAAACUGUAGGCCCAAAAAAAAAAA
Monopterus albus (swamp eel) is the source of this 3321-nucleotide messenger RNA. It is a transcript of the gene pea15, whose product is annotated as proliferation and apoptosis adaptor protein 15. The record is from RefSeq and is a predicted model, not a curated record. Gene Ontology annotation, biological process: regulation of apoptotic process; MAPK cascade. Bases 376 to 768 code for a protein of 130 amino acids. Gene Ontology annotation, molecular function: protein binding. The transcript is spliced from 4 exons. Lineage: Eukaryota; Metazoa; Chordata; Actinopteri; Synbranchiformes; Synbranchidae.